AUGGCAUCAUCAUCAUCAUCGGCUUUGUCUCUCCCACUCUCUAACAUCCCAAUUUGCUAUAAGUCCUCAGAGUUUCCAAAACCGACCAGUUUAUCCAAAUCCACUCACAGGAGUGACCCUCUCAGUAACCAAACUUUAGAUCAUAAACUCACCAAGAGAGCCCUACUCAGUUUGACUUCCUUAGGGUUUACGUCAUCUCUUGGAACUUUACUUGCUCGCCCUGCAAAAGCUGAACCAGAAGCUCCGAUCGAAGCCACUUCCAAUAGAAUGUCGUACUCGAAAUUUCUGCAACAUCUUGAAGAGAACGAAGUGAAGAAAGUUGACUUGUUCGAGAACGGGACCGUUGCGAUCGCAGAGAUCUCCAUUCCAGCGUUAAGUAAGAUCCAGAGAGUUAGAGUUAACCUUCCGGGAUUACCAGUCGAUCUGCUGAGAAAGAUGAAGGAGAAGAGCGUCGAUUUCGCUGCUCAUCCCAUGGAUGUGAACUGGAGAGCUUUCUUGCUCGAUUUUUUGGGGAAUUUCGGGUUUCCUUUGCUCUUACUUGGCUCUCUGCUCUUGACGACAUCUUCUUCAAAUAAAACCCUUGGUGGACCCAACUUACCUUUUGGUCUUGGAAGAAGUAAAGCUAAGUUUCAGAUGGAACCAAACACAGGGAUAACGUUCGAGGAUGUAGCAGGAGUAGACGAAGCCAAGCAAGACUUUGAAGAGAUCGUUGAAUUCUUGAAAACCCCUGAGAAAUUCUCAGCCUUGGGAGCUAAAAUCCCAAAAGGAGUUCUGUUGACCGGACCUCCCGGAACCGGAAAGACUCUAUUGGCCAAGGCUAUAGCAGGAGAAGCCGGUGUACCGUUUUUCUCACUGUCUGGAUCGGAGUUCAUAGAGAUGUUUGUUGGUGUAGGAGCUGCUAGGGUUAGAGACUUGUUUAACAAGGCAAAGGCUAAUUCACCUUGUUUAGUGUUCAUUGAUGAGAUUGAUGCUGUUGGGAGAAUGAGAGGAACUGGUAUAGGAGGAGGAAACGACGAACGUGAGCAGACUCUAAACCAGAUUUUAACCGAAAUGGACGGGUUUACAGGGAACACUGGAGUGAUUGUGAUCGCUGCAACGAACCGGCCGGAGAUUCUAGACUCUGCUUUGCUCCGACCAGGAAGAUUCGACAGGCAGGUUUCCGUUGGUUUACCGGAUAUCAGAGGAAGAGAGGAAAUACUGAAAGUCCACAGCAAAAGCAAGAAACUUGACAAGGAAGUGAGUUUGAGCGUGAUUGCCAUGAGAACUCCAGGUUUUAGCGGAGCUGACCUUGCGAAUCUUAUGAACGAAGCUGCCAUUCUCGCCGGAAGAAGAGGAAAAGACAGAAUUACACUCAAAGAGAUUGAUGACUCUAUCGAUCGGAUAGUCGCCGGAAUGGAAGGGGCGAAGAUGGUCGACGGUAAAAGCAAAGCGAUUGUAGCGUACCAUGAAGUAGGACACGCGGUUUGUGCGACUUUGACGGAAGGUCACGACCCGGUUCAGAAAGUUACGUUGAUUCCUAGAGGUCAAGCACGUGGUCUCACGUGGUUCUUACCAGGAGAAGACCCGACAUUGAUGUCUAAACAGCAAUUGUUCGCUAGAAUCGUCGGAGGACUCGGAGGCAGAGCCGCCGAGGAUGUCAUUUUCGGAGAACCGGAGAUUACCACUGGAGCCGCCGGCGAUCUUCAACAAAUCACUCAGAUAGCAAGACAGAUGGUGACGAUGUUCGGAAUGUCGGAGAUUGGUCCGUGGGCACUAACAGACCCAUCGACGAAGCAAAACGACGUCGUUCUACGGAUGCUCGCGAGAAACUCCAUGUCCGAGAAACUCGCUGAGGAAAUCGAUUCGUCCGUGAAGAAAAUAAUCAGUAACGCGUACGAGAUCGCGAAGAGCCACGUGAGGAAUAACAGAGAAGCCAUAGACAAGCUUGUCGAUGUCUUGCUGGACAAGGAAACCUUGACCGGAGACGAGUUUCGAGCAAUUCUGUCUGAGUAUACUGAUAAACCGUUAAAUACAGAGGAUAAAGGUCGAAUCAAAGACUUGAUUAGUGUCUAA
Molecule: messenger RNA, 2052 nt
Organism: Microthlaspi erraticum
Lineage: Eukaryota; Viridiplantae; Streptophyta; Magnoliopsida; Brassicales; Brassicaceae
Source: the annotation of a GenBank genome assembly